Nanorana parkeri is the source of this 933-nucleotide messenger RNA. It is a transcript of the gene PIGF, whose product is annotated as phosphatidylinositol glycan anchor biosynthesis class F. Gene Ontology annotation, cellular component: endoplasmic reticulum membrane. Gene Ontology annotation, biological process: GPI anchor biosynthetic process. The coding region runs from base 77 to 736 and encodes 219 amino acids. NCBI's taxonomy places the organism in Eukaryota, Metazoa, Chordata, Amphibia, Anura, Dicroglossidae. The record is from RefSeq and is a predicted model, not a curated record. The transcript has 6 exons.
CGAUUCGCUGUUGGCUGAGCGGGCGGGUUCCCGGUGCAGGUAAUGGAGGAGGAGCGGUGAAGGAGCAGGUGACCCAAUGGAUGAGACGGAGAUCAGGAGACUUGCAGUCGGACAUGUGCUGAGCGUCUUGGCUGUGAUAUUUUCGCUAUGUGUCCCACCACUCUUCCUCGAUCACUUCUCCGUCCUAGGAACACAUCUCACAUGGCUGUGCUUCUGCUCCGUCUGUGUCAUAGCGGUUAAUACUUUAUUACUUCUAACACUGAAACCAAACCCUUCAACCAAAAGAAGCUCUCUUUCACACAAGGUUAAUAAACUGUACCGAUCCUGCCUAUAUUUCUUUGCUUCCUGUCUGCUAUUUCAUGGGAUUAUAGUUUUGUACGGUGCACCUCUUGUAGAAUCAGUGGGGGAAACCUUUUUAUUUGCAGUUUUGUUAGCAUCCUUCACAACGUCACGCUGUCUGUUCAUUCUUGGACCAAAUUUCCAUGCUUGGGUCAGAGUGUUCAGUAAAGAUGGGGCAAUGUCAGUCUGGGAUCAUAGUCUUCAGAUCACAACCAUCUGCAGUGUGGUCGGGGCCUGGUUGGGGGCCUUUCCUAUUCCUUUAGACUGGGACAGACCUUGGCAGGUGUGGCCCAUCUCUUGCUCUUUGGGCGCCACUUUUGGCUAUGUAGCCAGUCUAUUCCUGGCGCCAUUCUGGAUUUACUGGAACCGGAAACAACUCACAUACAAACGAAGAUAGCAGGGACGGGCGGAUGAUGUGAGCUUCUGUGCAAUGAAACUCAGGCCACCUUAUCAAGUGCUGCCCCCAUAAGAGACACUUGUAACCUCCAUAGAAAUAUUACCCUGAGAAAUGGCAUCGCUGAACAAUCAUGUCCUCGUUGUGUUGCCACCAAACGUUAUGUUUGCAAAAGCAGGUCAAUAAAAUAUUUUUGUGCA